AUGGAGCGCGCGUGCUUCUGCCCCAUGAUUGUUGCCAGAGGAGCUGAUCAGGUGCCGCUGACCUCCAAGUUUGAAUACCGCCACGAUGUGGGGGUGCUGCGCAACUACGCCAAUUUGCUGCUGGACCUUUGCAGGUUUGUUCCCGACGGAGUGGUUUGUUUCUUUCCCUCUUACGCGUACAUGGAAACCGCCAUGUCUUUCUGGUACGAGAAUGGGUUUUUGGCCCAAGUGCUGGAACACAAAUUAGUGUUUUUGGAAACAAAAGAUGUUGUCACAACAACCCUCGCUUUGUUCAAUUUCAAAAAGGCCUGCGACUGCGGCAGGGGCGCUGUCUUCUUCUCCGUCGCGCGGUGGGCCUAG
Molecule: messenger RNA, 360 nt
Organism: Eimeria necatrix
Lineage: Eukaryota; Apicomplexa; Conoidasida; Eucoccidiorida; Eimeriidae
Product: excision repair protein rad15, putative
Exons: 3
Coding region: 1-360 (119 amino acids)
Biological process (GO): positive regulation of mitotic recombination; transcription by RNA polymerase II; nucleotide-excision repair
Cellular component (GO): nucleus
Molecular function (GO): ATP binding; damaged DNA binding; DNA helicase activity
Source: RefSeq, a predicted model, not a curated record